Messenger RNA from Pedinophyceae sp. YPF-701, 723 nucleotides. Lineage: Eukaryota; Viridiplantae; Chlorophyta; Pedinophyceae. The record is from the annotation of a GenBank genome assembly.
AUGCCGAAGCGCUUUUGGCGGCAGGGCGAGGGGCAGCCCGCGGCCGAGCACCAGCGCUUCUCCCUGAAGCAGCUGCACAAGGCUCGCGUGGUGCCGUCGUUCCGGGGCUUCCUGCGACGCUCGUCGCUGUUCGUGAGCGCCAGCAUCCGCGCGCUCACGCGCCCGCGCUCCCGGGUGCUGGGCGAUGCGGAGGGCGACCAAGCAGCGAGCCGCGCCGAAGACUCCGGUGGCGAAAACGCCCUCCCGCGCGCCACGGCGCCCGUCCACGACGACAAAGAGGAGAUCAAGGUCCCCGCGCCGACGCGUAACUGCUUCACCGAGCGGGGGCACCGGGAAGAGCGGUCGUCGGUGCUGCGGCACAACCCGGCGCCGUUUGCGCUGCGGUGCCCGCGCGGCAACGCGCCCGCGGCGUCGAAGCUGAGCGCGCACACCAUGUGCAUGUCCGGCGGCACCACGGAGACGGUGUCCCGGAAGGCGGUCUUCGCCAACCCGGCCAAGCGCGGCAUGAUUGCUCUCGGCGGGUUUGUCCGCGAGUCCUGCCCAGGCAGCAGCGACGGCUCGCAGCAGCAGCCGGGCCACCGCAGGAGCCGGUCGGCCAGCAUCGGACUGGGCUCCGACCACGGCGCCCACGCCGAGGCACAGGGGCCGGCCUCGCGGCGCACGUGCAACCCGUCGCUGCGCUCUCAGCGGCCCACGCGCAACGGGGCGACCGCGUGGAGCUAA